Aspergillus homomorphus CBS 101889 is the source of this 1389-nucleotide messenger RNA. RefSeq names its product lipid-binding SYLF domain-containing protein. Gene Ontology annotation, molecular function: phosphatidylinositol binding. NCBI's taxonomy places the organism in Eukaryota, Fungi, Ascomycota, Eurotiomycetes, Eurotiales, Aspergillaceae. The record is from RefSeq and is a predicted model, not a curated record. The annotation marks the transcript as partial. The transcript has 2 exons.
AUGCCUUCCACCUUUUGGGAGCGGACGAAAGGGACGUCCAAGAAAGGCUUCGACAAAGCAUGGCACACGCUCGAUAAACUGGGGGAUCCCGUCAACCGACUGUCCAAUCGAGUUGGCGCAGAAGCCUUUUGGCCAAUGGCGAUCGACAAAGAGAGCGACAAAGCAGCCCGGAUAUUACGAAGUUUUUGCAAGGACGGGUUCUAUACCGAAGAUGGUGCGGACCGCUCGAGUACCGACAGCGCAGUCAACCAAACCACCGGCAAGAUCGAUCGGCCCAAAGGCAAACAACGAGUUCUCAAGAAGAUCCCUUCCCAAGUAAUUCAGCAGGCCAAAGGCCUCGCGAUUUUCACCACCAUGCGCACCGGUCUCUGGGUAAGCGGCUCAGGCGGAAGUGGUGUUCUUCUGGCACGCAUACCUGAAACCGGCGAGUGGAGUCCUCCGUCGGGCAUCAUGCUGCAUACCGCGGGCAUUGGGUUUCUAGCCGGGGUGGAUAUAUAUGACUGUGUGGUUGUCAUAAAUACAUACGAGGCGCUAGAAGCAUUCAAGAAAGUUCGUUGCACCCUGGGUGGAGAAGUAAGUGCCUCUGCCGGUCCCGUUGGCAUGGGUGGUGUAUUGGAAUCCGAAGUCCACAAACGACAGGCGCCCAUCUGGACUUACAUGAAGAGCCGUGGAUUGUACGCCGGUGUUCAGGUGGACGGAACGAUUAUCAUCGAAAGAAGCGACGAAAACGAACGGUUUUACGGCGAGCGCAUAUCGGUAACGGAUAUCUUAGCCGGCAAGGCGAAGAACCCCCCCGCAUCUAUCCAGACCCUCAUGCAGACCAUAAAGGCCGCUCAGGGGGAUACUAACGUCGAUGAGACUCUCCUGCCACCUCCAGGGGACGCUCCCGGCGAUGCCCACAUUGGACCCGAGAUUGGGUCUUUCGGCGUCCCUGAUCCAGAGGACCCCGAUCCGUUUGGUGUAAAGGCGUUGGAAGCCGAGGGUCUUUUCAUCCGCGAGGCUGGUUCGCGAAGCAGGCCGUCGCAGGAGGCCUUCGAAUUCAAACCCGCACCAAGCAGCCCUGUUUAUGCCACCUUCCGACGCAGUCUCGAUAGCUCGCCCCGCAACAGCUGGCGAGCCAGCGUGCAGAGCUAUGCUAGCAUGGAUCGCGGAACACAAACCUAUGAUGGCCCCACAGCGCCCCCCUCAGUCAGUCGCGCCUCUUCUCGGAGUUAUCGAGACCUGGAAGACUCCCGUUUGGAUUCUCGGGAAAGCACCGCCUGUUCUCCAGUUUCUAUCGAAGAUUCAACAAUGCCUUCUGAAUUUCGACGUUACUCACCCACCUUUACGCGUGCCCGGCUGGUGACCAUCCCUAAGCGCGUGCCACCGGCACUUCCACCUCGGAACCCU